UUACAUAGCUUAUCCGGUGAAUCUUUGCGGGAGCUCGCCUCGCCUGAAGAUGAAAGUCUCUCUCCUACGCUGAGCAGCAGCAGCAGCUGCUCGACGGCGAGCCUUGAAUGCGCCCCUUCCUUUCCCUCCCUUCCCGAUCGUCCUCGCUGUCUGCUCUGCGACGUAGCUCUCUAAGUCUCUGUAGCUGCAACAGGAUUGGCUAUGGAUGUCUCCGGGAUGCCCCCCAAUAUUCUACCAAAAGUUGACUCAUUAUCUUCGACGCAUCAAAGACCAGGAAUUGCAGUUUUCGGCUUACCGGGAUGCUGUCCCAAGACUACGGCUUUCUUUGGCCGAGAACCCUGUUUCCGAUUCGGUUCCUCGAACAUGACCCAGCCUUCACUUUCCAAAAGUUUUAAGAAAAUGCCCUGGUCUAUUCAGAGCAUUGCGGAUGGCAGCAGUGGGUUGGACCCCUCGUCCAUGAACGGCACGAAUGGUGGGACCCGAUUACUCAGGGCAAUUCGGAAUAUCCAAUCUAAGCUAGGUGAUAAAAUCCAGGUGAUAAGGAAAAACUUCCCAAUAAAAUUACUCUUCUUCCUGGUGGGUUUCUAUUGUGCAACAGCCUUUGCAACCGUUAUUGGGCAAACAGGAGACUGGGACAUUCUUUCUGCUGCAUUGGCUGUUGUGGUUGUUGAGGGGAUCGGGGCGCUCAUGUACAAGGCUUCUCUUCCUCUAUUCAGUAACAUCAGGAGCGUAAUUACCUUGUUUAAUUACUGGAAAGCCGGGCUCUCGCUGGGACUCUUCUUGGACUCAUUCAAGUACGAAAUGGACAACUUUUUUGGAUCCAUCAACCCGUUGAACUUUGACAUGGAUAUGCUUCCCAGAUUCUUGUGAUGGGCCCCAAAUUGAAUGAAAUGUAGAUUCUUCCUAUAUGCACAUUUUACGGAGCAAUCGAUUCUUUGCGACAGCAGACUUCCCACUUCCCAGUUAAAACAUCAUUGCUUCUGAGUAGAAGGACAGGGUUGCUUCAGAAACAGACCAACCGUCUCUAUUGGUUGGCUUGUGGUUCCAGCUUCUUGAGUAUUUAUGGGACGAUUUAUCCCACGUACAGUCAAGUAAAAUCGAACUGAAUCGACCAAUAGUUCACAAGGCAAGUCCUUUCCAUUCUUUUUUCUUUUUUUAGUGGAUGGUCCUUUCCAUUCUUUACUCAUGUAUUCCAACCAAGAAUGCGAAGCUUGUUUUGCAGUUCAUGUAAUGAAGAGUGGCAUCGGAAAAUUUCAACUUAGAGCUUAGGAGACUGAUCGUGUUGUGGAGAUCAGCAAAUUGUUUCCUGUGCGAUGAAUUCACAAGCAACCAAAGUAGAGCUUUUCCUCUGUAGAUUUGUUGAGGAAAUUUAUAUUGGCAUAUGAAUUUUCAAUUUUAUUGAUAAGGUAGUUUAGUCCUGCCGUGGAUAAAGUAGCAAUAUGGUUGGCGUAAGUUACUUUCAUAUGUAUCUUAGGCAUGACACGAUACAUAUAUAUAUAUAUAUAUAUGUAUGUAUGUAUAUAUAUCUAUCUCUCUCUUUUACCCAUAAAUGGGAUCUUUUAUUUC
Punica granatum (pomegranate) is the source of this 1566-nucleotide messenger RNA. The record is from RefSeq and is a predicted model, not a curated record. NCBI's taxonomy places the organism in Eukaryota, Viridiplantae, Streptophyta, Magnoliopsida, Myrtales, Lythraceae.